This is a messenger RNA of Onychomys torridus (southern grasshopper mouse), 2313 nucleotides long. It is a transcript of the gene Ccdc51, whose product is annotated as coiled-coil domain containing 51. The record is from RefSeq and is a predicted model, not a curated record. Lineage: Eukaryota; Metazoa; Chordata; Mammalia; Rodentia; Cricetidae. Bases 878 to 2110 code for a protein of 410 amino acids. The transcript has 5 exons.
AGAAAAAUUCAGCUUCGACAAGGAUACCAGGUGGAAGUUACGACGGCACAGAGAGGAGCUUCCCUACGGCCUGGAAGUCCAAGGCCGUCUGCAGAGGCAAGAGAUUUUGUUUCCUGGCCACGUUUCCACCCCAAUCCCUCAGUACUGCUGCAAACCCAAGACCGGCCAGGGGGCUCGGCCAGAGUGGACACUAGACUAGGACCCUGCAGUCCACCAACGACGCCGGGGACAGACCUGUCCGGCCUCGGCCCUACACUGGCCCGGAGCAUCGGUCUCCCAGGGUUGCGCUCGACCCUCACUUACCCAGGGGUCCCUUGCCCGCGGCCUUGGCUUUUAGCUCCUCGAGUUUCUUCUGCUCCUCUUUCUGUUUCUGCUUGAAAGCCUUAUCUUCCUGCGGAGAGGCAGAGCAGGUUCACUCCAGGCCAGUCGCCCAUUCCCUCAGCGCCCGCCCGCGCCUCCGCUCCCGUCCUCACCUCGUCCAUCUCCUUGGCCUGCUUCUUGGGCUGUUUCAGGGGCUUCUUUUUGCCACCUGUGGGCGACACAAGCAUGCUCGGCCCAUCCCUGCCACCAUCGCCCUCCUCCUGGUUCCCCGUUCCUCCGUCCCCCCAGACCCCACACGGCCUUACCUUCGCGGCCCGACAUGGCGCCUACUGACAGCCCCUUCACCAGACCCCGAUCCGAAGCCGGAAGCGGAGCUACUGCCUGCGCCUAUGCCGGGCGGCGGACCCACUGAUUGGCUUCUAGGCAGGAAGUUGCCCUCACGUCUUUUAAAUGACGCGUUCCCCAGGGCGGGUGUUAGCCGGUCAGGGGUCGUGGGAGUGGCCGACGCGGGGCUUACGGCUGCAGCGUAAUAGGCUUAGGCUCUUCAGCCGCUCCAAUGACGGGGUGUAGCCCUGUGUUUGCCAUGCAGCACAUUGUGGGUGUGCCCCAUAUGCUGGUACGAAGAAGCUUCCUUGGAACGGAGCUCCUUAUGACAAGGACUCUGUGCAGUCCAGGUCCCAGCCAGCCCAGAGAGAAGCGACCAGAGGCUGCAGCCUUAGGGCUGUAUCACCGCCUCCCAGCUUUGGGAAGAACGCUGGGCCACACCAUUCAGCAACAAGCAGCCUCCACCGCCAAGGCUUGGUGGGAAAGAUAUGAAGAGUUUGUGGGACUCAAUGAGGUCCGAGAAGCUCAGGGGAAUGUGACUGAGGCAGAGAAAGUGUUCAUGGUGGCUCGGGGCCUUGUCCGAGAGGCCCGGGAGAAUUUAGAGGCGCAGCAGGCUAAGCUGAAGGAGGUAAGGGACCGUUUGGACCGGGUCUCCAGGGAGGACAACCAGUACCUGGAACUGGCUACUUCGGAGCACAGGAUGCUGCAGGAGGAGAAGAGGCUCCGCGCAGCAUAUACACGUGCAGAGGACUCCGAGCGGGAGAAGUUCUCUCUCUUCUCUGCAGCUGUGCGGGAGAGUCACGAGAAGGAGCGCACACGGGCCGAAAGGACUAAGAACUGGUCCCUCAUUGGGUCAGUUCUCGGAGCUUUGAUCGGUGUGGCCGGCUCCACCUAUGUCAACCGUGUCCGCCUACAAGAACUGAAGGCCUUACUCCUGGAGGCACAGAAAGGGCCUGUGAGUCUCCAGGAGGCCAUCCGGGAACAGGCUUCUAGCUACUCCCUCCAGCAGAGAGACCUCCAGGACCUUAUGGUGGAUCUGAAGGGCCUGGUGCAUGCUGGGCAGGGCCAGGGCUCUGGGUCAUCAACAGGUACCUCUUCUACCCGAGGAAAAGACAUAGAUGUCCUUUCAGCUGCCAUGAGAGAGCAGCUCAGCCAUUCCCAGGAGGUCCGUUCCUGCCUAGAGGGUUUACAAGAGCAGCUUGAUGGCCUGGAAAAAACUUGCAGUCGAAUGGCUGCGGUGGUUCAGCUUGUAAAGGCUACAGCACAUCCGGGCCUGGUGGAGCCAGUAGACGGGGCCCUGCCUAGCUCUGUGCUGGAACAAGGGAGCAUGAUCUUGGCCCUGUCUGAUGUGGAGCAGAGGCUAGGAGCCCAAGUCAACAGGAAUACUAUCUGCAGCACACUGGUCACCUGUGUGACUUUUGUGGCCACGCUGCCUGUGCUCUACAUGCUGUUCAAGACCAGUUAGCCCUGGGAUCCCUCUUCAAAGGGGCCUAACGGUGAAUGUGGCUUUUGUUGGUGGGAUAAUGAAUCUUGAGGUACACACAACCUCAGACUGAGUACCAUCUGAGGGGCUCACCAGCAGGUACAUUUUAUUGUGUAGGUAAUACUUACAUUAAUUGUCAAAACUUUGUGCAAAUGUCCAAUUAAAAUAUCUAAGAAUUUGUAUUA